UGGGCGUGGCCUCUGCCCCGUGCGACACCUCGUGGCCAGACCUACCCUGCACACGGCGCCUCGUGAGCUUUCAGACAUUCUGCGCCAACGGUCACUGGUCACUGAGCCCUGACCACAGAUUUCUGAAACUUCUGGCAGCCCAGUGUCUACUGAAAGGCCCGACCCACUGCCCCGCUCUCAUGGGCAACUACCUGAGCCGCUUCCUGGGCUGGCCCUGGGCCCAGAAGCCGCGCCCGACCCGGAAGCACUGUUCCCCGCGGUCCAGACCCUUGAUCUGGUCCCAGGCCCAGGAGCAGUGCAAGGUCAUCUACUUCCAUGGGAACCACUGGGUCAGCACCCGGCCCCUCCGCACCGCUCCUCCAGGCUGGGACUACACCCGCAUCCGGAGACAGAUGGUCCCCGAGGCCUGGAGGCGCUUUCCCAACAGGCUGCAGCUGCUGAGCAACGUCUGGCCCGAUUUCUCCCAGACUCACCCGGCCUACGUGAAGGGGUGGCUUUGGAAUGCCCGCCACCCCCAGCCUGUCCACAGCCUGGUGACCAUGAAAAUCGCCCCGCCGGAGCGCAGAGGUAACCUGGCACCCAGGCCAUCUUUCUUCAAGGCUGUGAUGAGAAACGGAGUGGCCUGUGCCUUUGUGCCCAGAUCUGGGCUGGUGAGAAGAUGCCCCACUUGGAGCCAGCAGUCUCCGAAGACAUGCAGCAUCGUCUCACUUCUCCCUGGCGGGCGCCUGCCCCACUGCAGUAAGUGUGGCCGCCAGAGGCCCAGUCGCAGAGCCACCACAGGAGCGCUGGGCCUGUGGCCAGCACUGCCCCGACACCUCAGGCUUGCCUGCACCCGGAAGGAGUGUCACCUGGGGGCCAUGCGCCUCAGCACACCCAGCUUGCUGCCCUGCUCCGAGAGCCAGGCCCCUGCCACCACCUCCUGAGCCUCCAGCCCUCAGCACCUUCAGCCUGCUGACCCCAGUUCCACACCCACACCAGCCACCGGCCCCACCAGGGCACUUCCCACUGCUUCAGCCGACCACUCUGCGAGCCCCAGGCCCACCUCCCCUCUCCCCCAAAACCCUUCCCUUUCCCCUGCCAAUUCACUCCUGCCUUCUCCCUGGGGACAGAAGGCAUGCUUCUCCCUAGUUUCUGCAAUAAAAUAUGUCAUUGUUAAUAGGUGACUUUAUUACCAUA
Messenger RNA from Callithrix jacchus (white-tufted-ear marmoset), 1176 nucleotides. Lineage: Eukaryota; Metazoa; Chordata; Mammalia; Primates; Cebidae. The record is from RefSeq and is a predicted model, not a curated record.